CGUGAUAAUCAUUCUUGUUUGAAAUGCGCGAAAAUUAAACAAAGUCAAGAUCUCCGCAGGUCGUGCCGCUGUCACACGUUCGCGGGCUUCACACGGAGCGUGUAAACUGCGCAUGCUCCUUGACCUUGCGAUUAAACCACGCCCGCGUGAUGUCAUCAGACCUGAAACACCCAGUAUUUAGUCUGUGCCGGAUCAAUGCCGCCAUGGCAAUGAAGCUCGUCGCCACGGGGAUGGGUUUUCUGCAGUCGUCCUUGCCGUUUUGUAGACAGGCCUGCAGAAGUUCACUUGGAGUGAUGGAGCAGGUCAGGAGCUACUAUGUUGACUGGAGAAUGGUGCGGGAUGUGAAAAGGAGACAAAUGGCAUUUGAAUAUGCAGAUACAAGACUGCGCAUCAAUGCCAUUAGGAAGAAUACUGUUUUGCCAAAAGAGUUACAGGAGAUAGCUGAUAAAGAGAUAGCCGCACUGCCUCGAGACAGUUGUCCCGUGCGCAUUCGCAACAGGUGUGUGAUGACAUCUCGUCCACGUGGAGUGAAGCGCAGGUGGCGUCUUAGUCGCAUUGUUUUUCGGCAUUUAGCGGACCACAACCAGAUGUCUGGAAUACAGAGAUCAAUGUGGUGAUCAGCCAUGGGAUUGUAUAAGUGUUCUAUUCUAAAACCUUGUAAUAAAAGAUAUUCUUGCAUAAAAUGCAAAGACACAGAGCUGCAAAACCAACAAGCACCUGCUCAAAUGUUGUAUUGUUUUCUACUAAAUUGAUUUCACAUUCAACAUUUUUUUUUUGUCUUCAACUGAUGGCAAAUUGUAUAAGUUAUUUUAUUGUAGAUACAAUAAAAAGGUGUA
Messenger RNA from Sinocyclocheilus anshuiensis, 836 nucleotides. RefSeq names its product 28S ribosomal protein S14, mitochondrial-like. Gene Ontology annotation, biological process: translation. The record is from RefSeq and is a predicted model, not a curated record. The coding region runs from base 150 to 617 and encodes 155 amino acids. The transcript is spliced from 3 exons. Gene Ontology annotation, molecular function: structural constituent of ribosome. NCBI's taxonomy places the organism in Eukaryota, Metazoa, Chordata, Actinopteri, Cypriniformes, Cyprinidae. Gene Ontology annotation, cellular component: mitochondrial small ribosomal subunit; ribosome.